This is a messenger RNA of Sphenostylis stenocarpa, 522 nucleotides long. Lineage: Eukaryota; Viridiplantae; Streptophyta; Magnoliopsida; Fabales; Fabaceae. The record is from the annotation of a GenBank genome assembly.
AUGAACCCAGUUCAUAAGAAAAUACCAGUUCUCAUCCACAAUGGCAAACCCAUUUGUGAGUCACUCAUUGCUGUUGAGUAUAUCGAUGAGGUUUGGAAUGAUCAAUCUCCCUUGUUGCCUUCUGAUUCUUACCAGAGAGCCCAAGCUAGAUUCUGGGCGAACUAUGUUAACACCGAGAUGUGUGAGAUUUCCUCGAGGUUCUGGAGAAGUGAAGGGGAAGAGAAAAUAGCUACGAAGGAAGAAUUUUUGGAGUGUCUGAAGUUAUUCAAAGAACAACUGGGGGACAAGCAUUAUUUUGGAGGAAACAACCUUGGCCUGGUGGAUGUUGCACUUGUUCCUUUGGUCUGUUAUUAUUAUAAGUAUAAUUUAUGCAGCAAUUUCAUCAAUGAGACCCAGUACCCCAAAAUCAUUGCUUGGGCUAAUAGGUGCACUCAAAAAGAGACUGUGUCCAAGUGUUUUCCGGAUGAGCAGAGGGUCAAAGAGUUUUUUACAAAGAAGAAAAAGGAUUUGAGCAAUGAGUAG